AUGGGUCGGCCGGAGCCUUGCGUCUUGUUCGCCCAGACCUUCGUCCACCCCCAUCUCGAUGAAUACGUCGACGAGGUUUUGUUUGCUGAGCCGAUUGUGAUCACUGCUUGCGAGUUUCUUGAACACAACACCUCGUCGGCUUCACAAGCAGUGCCCCUUUUAGGGGCUACUUUACCUCCUUCAUUUGCUUUGGAGGUAUUUGUACAAUGCGAGGGAGAGACAAGAUUCAGGCGCCUCUGUCAGCCUUUCCUGUAUUCCCCUUCAUCAUCAAAUGUGCUAGAAGUAGAGGCUGUUGUAACUAAUCAUCUGGUUGUAAGGGGGAGCUACCGUAGUCUGAGUUUGGUUAUAUACGGAAACACGGCCGAAGAUCUGGGGCAAUUCAACAUUGAAUUUGAUGAUAGCUCCAUAACUAAUCUUGUUAGCUCAGCUGAGGGAAAGCUUGAAGACCUCCCUCUGGCUUUACAUUCAACUAAUCUGACAAUUGAGGAAUCACUAUCAGCUCUGAAUACUUUAUCUUUACCUGUUACAGCAUCAGAUUUAUCUAUUGAAGUUAAGCAAUUAUUACAGCUGAUGUUGAAGAUUUGUGAGUUGCCCAAUCUAGGGGAUGCAUUGCAAAAAGUAGUUAGCACUGUAGUGUCAGCUGCCACUUGUUAUGUGACUUGCUCCUGGGGCAGAUCUAGUGACUGUGAAGAGCUACACAAGGUUCUUAUUGAGGCCAGAACAGAGCUUAUUCAGCUAUAUAAAUCCUUUAAAGAAGAAUCAGGGAAUGCAUCAGCUGAAUCAUUGGAAGACUGCGAUAUUUUUGUCUCUGAGACUGAUUUGGUAACUUCCAAACAGUUGGCUGAUUGGCUAAGUCGGUACUUUUUCUUCGAUAGGGACUUUUCAAGUGUUGGAUAUCACCAACUUCCACAGGAUACAAAUGUCAUGCUGGGGUUGAGUGUGGCUCUUCUUUUGUGCUCUGGAAGAGAGAGCUGCUUUCACUUUGUCAGCGGUGGGGGAAUGCAGCAGCUUGUACAUGUCUUCAGCCGUGACAAGCAGAAUUCUACCGCAACGACAUUACUUCUACUUGGAGUUAUUGAGAAAGCUACUCAGCAUUCUUUUGGCUGUGAAGGAUUUUUAGGUUGGUGGCCUCGUGAAGAUGAAAAUAUUCUAUCUGGUGUCAGUGAUGGUUACAGUAGAUUGUUGAAUUUGUUGCUUCAAAAACAGCGUCACGAUGUUGCUUCAUGUGCAACUUAUGUCCUUCAUCGACUUAGAUUUUAUGAGGUCACUGCAAGAUUUGAGUGUGCAGCUCUGUCUGUAUUGGGAGGUCUCUCUACUAUUGGUAGGGUGACGAGUGAUACUUUGGAAAUGCUUAUCUGUGCAAAAUCGCAACUCAAAAAACUCUUGAAAUUGAUAACUUCACGUGAUCCAAUUGAAGAUCCUUCCCCAGUUGCCCGUGCAACCAGAAAAUUGAUUCUUGGUCAAACUGAAGGUUUGUUGUCAUAUAAAGCAUCCAGUGACUUGAUUGCUUCAUCAAAUUGUUGUUUCUCAAAUCGGGAUAUCGACUUGCAUUUGCUGGAUCUUCUCAAGGCUGUUAAAAUUUUGAUUGAAGCAUUACAUUCUGCCAAGGAACCGGAGCCGCUUGCUAAAAAUAGUGGAGCCUCACCGUUAAAUCUUGCGAUAUUUCACUCAGCUGCCGAGAUUUUUGAAGUUAUUGUUUCGGAUUCAACUGCCUCUUCUCUUGGAUCCUGGAUUGGACAUGUUACGGACCUCCAUAGGGCUUUACAUACCUCUUCUCCAGGGUCGAAUAGGAAGGAUGCCCCCACAAGGAUGUUGGAAUGGAUAGAUGCUGGAGUAGUAUAUCAUAAAAAUGGAGUUACAGGUCUUAUACGAUAUGCUGCUGUGAUUGUUUCCGGAGGAGAUGCGCACUUGACUUCAACCAUCCCUCUUGUGUCGGAUCUAACAGAUGCAGAGAAUGUUAUUGGAGAUACUUGUGGUGGUUCAGAUGUUAAUGUUAUGGAGAAUCUUGGAAAGUUCAUCUCUGAUAAGACUUUUGAUGGUUUGACUCUUCGUGACUCUUCUGUAGCACAGUUGACAACAGCAUUUCGCAUUUUGGCUUUCAUUUCAGAGAACUCGACUGUUGCCGCUACUCUAUAUGAUGAAGGAGCAAUAGCAAUAAUCUAUGCAGUUUUGGUCAACUGUAGGUUUAUGCUCGAAAGGUCCUCAAACAGUUAUGAUUACCUUGUUGACGAGGGCACAGAAUGCAACUCUACAUCAGAUUUACUGCUGGAACGUAAUCGUGAGCAGAGUUUAGUUGAUCUUCUGGUUCCAACUCUUGUGUUGUUGAUCAAUUUAUUGCAGAAAUUGAAGGAGGUACAAGAGCAGCACCGGAAUACCAAAUUGUUGAAUGCGCUUCUACGAUUGCACCGAGAAGUAAGUCCGAAACUAGCCGCAUGUACUGCAGACCUAUCGUCUCCUUAUCCUGAUUCUGCCCUUGGGUUUGGAGCUAUCUGCCAUCUUCUUGUCUCAGCGCUUGCUUGUUGGCCAAUCUUUGGCUGGACUCCUGGGCUUUUUCACUCUCUCCUUGCUAGUGUUCAAGUUACUUCCUUGCUGGCCUUGGGUCCAAAGGAAACAUGCAGUUUGCUAUGCCUUCUGAAUGAUUUAUUUCCAGAAGAAGGGGUCUGGCUCUGGAAAGAUGGGAUGCCUUUGCUGAGUGCCCUUAGAAAGUUGUCUGUUGGGACGCUUUUGGGUCCUGAGAAGGAGAGACAGGUCAACUGGUAUCUGCGUCCUGCAAAUCUUGAGAAGUUGCAGAGCCAAUUCACACCACAUCUGGACAAAAUAGCCCAGAUUAUACAACAUUAUGCUAUAUCUGAAUUGGUUGUUAUUCAAGACAUGCUUCGAGUUUUUAUUAUUCGCGUUGCUUGCCAAAAAAGUGAAAGUUGCUCUGUUCUUCUACGGCCCAUAUUCUCAUGGAUUCGUGAUCAUGUUUAUGAGUUGCCUUCUCCAUCAGAUAUGGAUGCUUAUAAGGUUUAUAGAUAUCUUGAUUUCGUUGCGAGCUUAUUAGAGCAUCCACGUGCCAAGGCACUAUUGUUAAAGGAGGGUGCCAUUCGAAUGCUAACUAGAGUGCUCGAUAGGUGUUUAGCUACUGCUGAUACAGAUGGAACCCCGAUCCUAGCUGGUAGAAGUUCAGCUAAAUCCGGGUUUCCUGUGCUCAGUUGGUGCCUCCCUGUAUUCAAGUCCUUCUCACUGAUUUCCAUUUCUCACGCAAGUCUACACAAGGAUUUGCACAAGUUUGCAAACGUGAGUACUGAAGAUUCUAUAAUGAUAUUAAAAUAUCUCCUCCGGUUUUCUCAGGUUCUUUCAGCUGGAAAAGAAUUACUUGCAUGCCUUACUGCUUUCAAAGAACUAGGUUCUUGUAAUGAAGGCCGAAGUGCUUUAGCAGCCGCUUUUUAUGGUCUUCACUAUAUUGCCGAGGAUCGUGAAGCAUAUAAAGGACAUGAACAGGAUGGAAAUGGUAACAGUUGUCUUCUUAACGAAUCGGAAUGGAGAAAGUGCCCUCCUUUGUUAUUUUGCUGUAAAUCGUUGUUAAGGUCAGCUGAUUCAAAAGACGGUUUAUCAAGUUAUGUGAUUGAAGCUGUCAAUGCACUGUGCAUGGGAUCUUUAUGGUUCUGCCUUGACGGGGAAAGAUUGAAACCAGACAGGGUUAUUGCGGUGAAAUUCCUUUUUGGUCUACCUGAUGAUAUAGGCUCAACAGAUGGUGUUGCAGAAGAAAACUUGAACUGCAUUCAUGAUCUAAUCUCUGUGUUGACGGCAGUAGCUGAUGAGUAUGUUGCUAAAUCUGAUGUUCAGAUCCCCUUGCAUGAGGUUUUAGAAUCCGCAAAGUUAUUAAUGCUGUUGUUGCAGAAGCCUAGUUCUUUGUUAAAGAUGGAUGAUAUCUUUGUUAGUGAUAGUGUUCCUGUACCACCAAAUGUUGCAUUAUCUUCAAAGAUCCAUCUAAUCUCAGAUGGUGGUGCUGAAAUGACUGGUGAUUAUCUUUAUCAAGGAGCACUUGGAGAUAAGUUUCAGUGGGAGUGUCCUGAAACGUUGCCGGAUAGAUUGUCACAAUCAAAUCUUUCUGGUAAGAGGAAAAUGUCGUCACUUGACGGCCCAAAUAGGCGUGCUAGGGGAGAAAGUUCCGUGGCUGAGAUUACAACCCAAAAUGCAUUUGCUAGAGGUUUGGCCUCGACUACUGCCUCCUCUGGUCCUACUCGCAGGGAUACCUUUCGGCAGCGGAAACCAAAUACUAGUAGACCCCCUUCCAUGCAUGUUGAUGACUAUGUUGCAAGAGAAAGAAAUGAUGGUGGUUCCAAUGUAAUAGCAGUCCAGCGGGUUGGAUCGUCUGGUGGGAGACCUCCUUCAAUGCAUGUGGAUGAAUAUAUGGCCAGGGAAAGGGAACGCCGGAAUCCGUUGUCAACGGUAGUUGGGGAUGCAACAAUACAGGUGAAGAGUGCAACACCCGUGAAUGACUCACCUAUGGAGAAGUUGAACAAGCCUAAACAAUUGAAAGCUGAUCUUGAUGAUGAUCUUCAAAUUGACAUACAAUUUGAUGGUGAGGAGUGUGAACCUGAUGACAAAUUGCCCUUUCCUCAGCCUGAUGAUAUUCUACAGCUGCCUGCUCCUGUGGUUGCUGAGCAAAGCUCUCCACACUCUAUUGUUGAAGAGACAGAGAGCGAUGUUCACUCCACACCGCUAACAUCUAAUAUGGAUGACAACACACAAAGUGAAUUUUCUUCCAGGAUGUCAGUUUCACGUCCUGAAAUGCCUUUGACUCGAGAACCAAGUGUUUCUUCAGACAAGAAGUAUUUUGAGCAUUCUGAUGAGUCAAAGAAUCCUACAUUUGUUAAGGCUUCUAGUGGUUUUGAAUCUACAGCAGCAGGAAAUAGUCCUAGAUUCCCUGUCUUUGGCUAUAAUAAUUCAUCGGGACCUUCUGCACAGUUGCCAGUUGAUUCAAGAAUGAAUCCACAGAAUUUUUUUCCAAAGAACAGUUCACAACAUGUAGGUAAUGUGCCUAUGGCUACAGGUUCUCCAGGAUUUUAUGACCCGAGGUUUCUUUCAAAUCAACCUCCUUUACCUCCAAUGCCGCCUCCCUCAACAGUUGCAGCUUUGAUGUCUCAGACUUCUGAUACAGUUCCAAGUCAAUCAUCCCCGUUUGUGAACUCCAUGAAUGAGGGACAGCAGCCCUCCACAACCUAUCAGAUUCGUUCAGAUUAUCCUUCUGCAUUCAAUAAUGGUUCUUCAUCCAGAAGUUCCAUCUCUUCUCCUAGUGGGGCUGCCAGGGCCCCUCCACCGCUUCCUCUUACACCACCUCCUUUUUCAUCCAGUCCUUAUAAUGUAACACCCAACAGAACUUCUAUUGCCCAGUCAACAGUAUAUAACCAGACAAGUGGUGGAACAACUGAACUCCCUCAGGGCUCUACUGCACCUUCGGGGGCCAGAGUAAAUGCCUAUUCAUCACCUGCCCUGGUGCCUCAUAUGGUUUUCAAUAGGCCAGGUUCUAAUUCUAUGACUAUCUAUGGACACGUCCCAACUCAGCUGCAGGGUGACAACCCUAAUAUGCUGCAGAAUCUUUCUGUCCCCCAAUCUCCAAUGCAGUCUAUUCAUACUGGUGGUCAGUUGCAGCCACUACAGCCCCCACAGCUUCCUCGUCCUCCACAACCACCCCAACAUCUUAGGCCACCUAUACAAGCUUCACAACAUCUGGAACAGGGUCCUUUGCAGAGCCCAGUUCCGAUGCAUUCACUGCAAAUGCUGCAACAGCCAAUGGUUUCACCUAUGCAGGCCUAUUAUCAAUCCCAACAAGAGUUUGCUCCUAUACAUCAGCAAGUUGACUAUUCUCAACACCAGGUUUUGCCUCAAUCAGGGGAUACUUCAUCCCAACAGCAACAAGACCCAGGAAUGUCAUUACAGGAAUAUUUCAAGUCUCCAGAAGCUAUUCAGUCUCUAUUGGGUGACCGAGAAAAACUUUGUCAAGUUUUGGAGCAGCAUCCAAAGUUAAUGCAGAUGCUUCAGGAGAAGUUGGGCGCUCAGCUAUAGCAGAAUGACUUGGAACCAAUGGAGCCUUAUUUUUUUCGGGAGUUUAUUUGAUCGAUCAUUAGAUUUUUGUCCUGUUGAAAUUUUGUUCAUAAUGUACUGUAAAUGUGUAACGUACUGUAAAUGUUUCAUGUACAUUAUGUUACGUUUUUUCAUCAACCUUUAUAGCCUUGUAAUGUAAUUUUGGCUUCCUCCAGCUUAUUAGCUGCAAAUGUCUGAUCUGUAGGUCACUGGAGCAUGU
This is a messenger RNA of Fragaria vesca subsp. vesca, 6289 nucleotides long. RefSeq lists its product as uncharacterized. The coding region runs from base 1 to 6051 and encodes 2016 amino acids. The transcript has 24 exons. Gene Ontology annotation, molecular function: RNA binding. Gene Ontology annotation, cellular component: RNA N6-methyladenosine methyltransferase complex. The record is from RefSeq and is a predicted model, not a curated record. Lineage: Eukaryota; Viridiplantae; Streptophyta; Magnoliopsida; Rosales; Rosaceae.